Messenger RNA from Caenorhabditis elegans, 1023 nucleotides. RefSeq names its product 7TM GPCR serpentine receptor class x (Srx) domain-containing protein (gene srx-98). The coding region runs from base 1 to 1023 and encodes 340 amino acids. Lineage: Eukaryota; Metazoa; Nematoda; Chromadorea; Rhabditida; Rhabditidae. The transcript is spliced from 9 exons. The record is from RefSeq and is marked reviewed.
AUGACUAAAAUCACAAAUUCAAGCGGUACAAUAUCAGUUAUUCUGAAGCAAAAAUCUAAUGAUACUUUAUAUAUCACUACCUCUUCCAGCUUGCCCUCGGAGGAUUGGUUGAUAUACGAUUCAGAUAUAGAAGAGGACAUAGCUACACCUCUUAUGACAACUAGUGCUGGAAUUGUGAUGAUUUUGCUCUCCGCUUUUGGAAUCUUUAUCAAUAUUCUAGUGCUUCACCGCUUCAUCGCCAAAAACAUGUCGAGCUUCUAUCUAUUGUGCUCUUCGAAAACUGUAUCCAACUCGAUAAUUUUGUUCUGCUAUUUGGUAUACAAUGGGCCUGUUUCAGUGUUACAAGUUUACUAUGGCCCCGAGAUGUUUAACAUUUUGUUCAAUCAAAUUGCAGCUUAUGGGGUUUAUAUUCAAGGACCAAUGACUCAAGUUUGUAUAUCCUUUAAUCGAUUUAUGGUGAUUUACUUCGUGUCACUGGCAAAACGAAAAAGUGGGCGAGUGCUGACGAUUACAGCACUCUCAAUUUGCUGGACGAUUUCUUUGAUAGUCACUGUUAUAGGGAUUCCAGAUAAGUGCACAAACAUUUAUCUCUAUGAAUAUCUAACAUGGGACUAUUCGGAUUCAUGCGUCUUCCUUCUCGCAGACCUCGUUUUGUAUUGGAUCAUAUGUUUGGCGAUUGUCUCGAACACUUUCAACGUGAUGGUUGCCGUGAAGCUUAUAGUUUCGUCGAAAAAAUCACAUUUGGACACGAUGGCCUCGAAACGUCGCAAGAAAACCUCCAGAAACCUCUUCCUCCAAUCCUGCUUCCAAGACUGGAUAUACCUAAUUGACACGGUCAACGGAAUGUACAUCUAUAACUGGUUCAACAGUGUUACUUGGCAAUUUGGCUGCACAAUUUUGUCUAAUUUGAUGGUUCACGUUUCUGAUGGGUGCAUAAUGUUGUUUUUCAACUAUGAAAAGAAGCAUAAAAUUCCAAAAACUAUUGUAAAACGGGACUUUACAGCUGUUAACGUCACUUUUUAA